This is a messenger RNA of Cryptosporidium muris RN66, 3159 nucleotides long. RefSeq lists its product as uncharacterized. The record is from RefSeq and is a predicted model, not a curated record. Lineage: Eukaryota; Apicomplexa; Conoidasida; Eucoccidiorida; Cryptosporidiidae. The transcript has a single exon. Bases 1 to 3159 code for a protein of 1052 amino acids.
AUGUCUAGUAAAUGGGCAAUUUUAAAAAUAAAGCUAAUAUUUUAUUUCUUGCUACUUUGGAAAGAUACAUGUGAUGCAGUGUACAAUUUUAAAGUUAACCAAAAUUUAUUUAUAGAUAAAGAUCUGAAAAAUCACGUGAACAGAUCGCCUGUUGACAGUUAUGUUUUCUCAAAUAAUAUGCUUCAGCUAUCUUCACAAUUCCCAACCUUGUCACCAUAUGACUCACUUACACUAAUAUGGUCCUCAAUUUCUGGAACAAUAAAGCCAUUGACAAGAAGCCAAGGCGCACUAUUGAUACUAUUUUUAAUCAACCCAGCUUACAGAUUCUUAAUAGAUGAAAAUAAUGAAAACAAAAGUGAUUACUCCAUAGUCGAAAUCUUGGAGCAAAAUCUAUCAGCAGUAAUAUUUUGCCUAAUUCAAACUGAAAGAGAUGAGUCAGUGUGUGAUACAACAAUUGAUUUACUUCAAAAAUACCUGAGUAACAAAAUAAUGUAUGAUAUCACGGCUAGUUAUCGUUUAGGCUUUCCAUUAGAUAUACCAGCUAAAUUAGAGAGUAUUAAUGAGUUAUUAUCUAUUUUAAAAGGUAUGGAGCAUAAUGUGCUUGAUAAUUACUAUACUAGCCAAUUAAGUUUAUUUCCUACUCAAGAUCCAGAUGCAUUUAUCUUAUUUUUUUUCAAUACAAAAAGUAUCUUUGAGUUGUAUUAUAAAAUAAAACCGAUAAUAUCAUUCAAAGUUUUGAUACAAGAUAUUAGUACAUUUUUAGAUAUUCUCAAUAAGGACUGGGACCUCAAAAUUUUAAAUAAAAGGAGAAAUGUUCAGGAAUGGUUUUCGACAAAAGCUUCACCGUAUUACAGUAUAUUUAAAAGAAUUUUGGAAGAUCUGAAUAUUUUACAGAUAGAAAUUAAUAAAUACACAUACACUAUAAAUAUUGAGAAACUGAUACUUUUAACAGAGCUCAGAGUACUAUUAGAGUCAAUUGGAAACUUCUGUCAGACAUAUAUAAACUACAUUGAUCAAUUUGAAAGUUCUCAAAAUGAGAUUACAGUAGUAGAUAAAAAAUUAAAGAGCUUUUAUGAAUUAUUAACCACUUAUAGCAAAGAAAUUGCCAAAAAAUAUUCUCUUAUAUACUCUAAUUCUCGAGCUGCUGCUGAUAUAGGUGAGGGUUUACCACUAUCAAAAACCAAACACAAAGCCUUAUCAAGUGAAAAUUUGACAGAAAGUGAUUUGAAUCAGGAUAUAACUAGUGCCUUGCUUAAAACUAUUGCUAACUUCUUCAUUGAACAUGAAAAUAACCCUUUUAUACAAGAAAUGGUAUUAUUGAAGUGUCCAAUCACAAAGGGACCUUUUAAUGAAAAGUCUAUUUUUCUGAUUAAAGAAAAAUACUAUAAAAAAAUUGGGAAUUUGAUUAAAGAUUUAAGCUCUGUGUUGAUACUCAGUCGAAUGAACCUAGCAUCAAUGAUCUGUGGAGAACUUAAACAGCAGAUCACUAAAUUAGACAGAUCCAUUAAGAAGAUUCGUGCAUAUCUUUAUUUAUUAUAUCCAAGGGUCGGAAAAUCUCUAACCGAAAGUAUAUUCCCCUCUUUAGUUACUCAAAAUGGAGUAGAUAAAUAUGGAGAAAAAGUAAUCAUUUAUAACCCAGAUGACUCUUGCACAGUAAUUAGCCUAAAUAUAUUAGAUACUCACAUGCAUGAAAUAACACAUAUAUGUACAUUAGUAAAAGAUCAAGAAACUUUGACCAGAUCAGUAAUAAAUAAGAUUGCAUCUCAGAAAGUUAUUCACGAUAUUGGAACUAAGAUUAAACAAAUUUCUCAGUCGCAAAUAUUACAUGAGUUUCAUGAAUUAGCGAAUGAUAUUAAAGCAACAAAGUUUGGUCACUUUGUAACGGAAGUAGGAAAUACUUGGUCAUCGUCUUUUAAACAUUGGUAUCACCUACAUAGAAAGAGAUCUCAACUUAAAGGAUCUAGAAAAUUACUAAGGCAUGUAUUUUAUAUUUAUACAUCAACUUUAGAUAAUAUAAUAGUAUCCAAAAGACCAGAGUUCCAGCAAAUUCAACUAGCCACAGCCAAAUUAAAUACUAAGCAUAUUUGUCUACUAUCACAUGGUUAUUUUGGUUUUAUUGAUGCUUAUCUUCCCAAGAAUGAAAGAAUAUCCUAUAGCAAGCACGUUACUAAAGUUAUGGACAAAUACUUUAAUAAACCAGAUAUCUUCAUCAAUCAAGAAUUCCCAAUUACCGUUGGAAAUCUUAAAGAUCUCAACAUGCUUAUACAAGCUGAUCAAGUAAGAAAUAAAAUUGGAAACUUGAAUACCUAUACUGAAAAUAAAUAUGAUAUAACAAAAGUUAGUGAUUUUAAAAAUAAAGCACUUCCUUAUUUUGAAGGUAGAAAGACACAUUACGUUGUUGUUGGUACGGAUUUUUCAAAUUUUGCAUUGUGCAGGUGCUCGAUUAAUUCUAAAAAGCAAACUAAAAUGUUGCAAUUAUUUGUUGAAUUAUUAUAUCAAAUGCAAUAUACUGACUUGAAGGUAACAGGAUUUAAUAUGUUGUCAUACUCAUUAAAAAAGGCCAUAAGGCAAAUGUUGAUCAUAGUUGUGUUGAAUGAAUUUUCUAUUCACUUAUUACCAAAAAUAAAUAAAGAUGGUUAUCAGAGAUUUUAUAGUAUGAAUCACAGUAAACACAAAGCUUUGAAAAAGCGUGUAAGACAAUACAUACAAGAGCUGCAAAAUAAUUCUUACAAGCUUUCAGUUAUUAUGGAAGCACUAUAUACUACUAUCCUAACUGCCUUUAACCAUUUCAAAUAUGAUUCUGAGCUUAAUAUAUUAAGGACAUCUAUAAUGGGAGUAAUUAAAGAAAAAAGCAAUGAAUACCCUACUAGAGUAAGUGAGAUUAUGAGAAAAGUGACUUUAGAGAAAUUUAUUAAUAACUUCUACUUUGGGAGGAUUCGUCGAAAUUUUAACUCAUUGCAACACACUAUAUUAAAUAUGCUCAAUGCACAACAAAUUUUCAGUUUAGGCCAGUUACUCAAAACUGACAGGAAUAUCGAAGAUAUUGCCGAUAUUUCAACAAAGUUACACAAUUAUAUAGAAAUGAUAUAUCCAACUCAAAAUUGCAUCGGUAUAAGUGAAAAAAAACAAAGACUAGAUGCAUUUUUCGUUUUAUGUUAA